UUGAAAACGCAUAAAAUGACAAUUGGAAUUUGCAAAUGUUUGUAAAUACGCGUGCAUUUAGGUUACUAUAAAAAUAUGGCAUGCUAAUUAAACAAUAAAAGUGACGUUCGCAAUGCGAGAGAAUUUAAAGAAAUAAUAUGCUAUAUAUGUAUAUGUGUAUGUAUUUUAAUAUAAGCGCUUAUACUUUCAUAUAAACACACCGAGUAUGCCAUGCCGUCGGUGAAAUGUCAAACAUUUUAUCUUAACUGCGUUUAAUGUGAAAGGCUACAAGCUAUAAAUGACAAAAUCAACAACAACAACAAACUAAAAUUUGGCCGCAAACAAAUUGACAUUUCCCUAUUGACACAUAAAAUGCAACUGCAACUGACCGCUCGCUAAUUAAUACGCUUGUCUGCCUGUGCCAAUUAGCGACGUUCGCAGCUUGUUAAUUAAUGUUGAGUAUCAGCAAUUAAAAUAACAAUAAAACAACAAUAUUCUAGAACAACUGCAUCGCAGAAAAAAAGAAAAAAAUAUAAAAUGUUUAAACUUUGUAAAUUUACUGCAAAUUAAUUGCUCAUUAGCGCGUCGUGACGAUCAUUAACUUGCGCGUAUAUUAGCGAAACAAUCAGCCACAAUAACAACAACAACCAGUACAAUCAACAGCAAUCAUCUGCAAGUCUCACCCAAUUGUUGCAGCUGUCCGCACUGACCGCAGCGCCUGCUGAUAUUGCCGUCAGCGGCUGCAGAACGUCACGCGCUUUCCCAUCUGCAGUUUUAUUGACCAUCUGGAUUGACACGGUCGUCGUCGCUUCUGGACGCGCGACUGCUGCGCCUUCUUUUCUUCGCCUCAUCUGCAUACAUGUGCGCAUGUGUGUGUGUUGCUCUUCGCGCAUUGCAAUCGCGAAAUCGCGACAUUUAUUUAUUACAAGUGUCAAUGAGUGAAUGUCAAGUGUCGAAGUGAUUUACUUGUGUCAUCGUAUUGCCGUCGGCAGCUUUGAUGCGCGUCGUGUUUUUUUUUUGUGGAAAAAAUGUUGAGAAUUUGCUUUUAUGUUUGCUUUUCGUAUUGCGGAUUUCUUUGAUUUGCUGCAAGUAGCGCUAUAAUUUAACGGUUCGUAACAAUAUAUCUGACUGGCGCUGUGUGUUGGCAGCCGUAGUUUGUGCAACAUUGAAAUAUGUUGUAUAAUGUGCCGUGUUAUCAAAAUUUUUCAACACUGGAUUACUACAAGGUCAAACGUCCCAAAACAGAGCACACGGAUACAAAUGAACGAAAUCGCCUUUGUUCUCAAACCACUGCUCAAUCGCCGCAUCAUCAGCAGCAACAUCAACAACAACAACAGUCACAGCAGCCUCAACACCAUACUUCACAACUUCAUCCUCACUCCCUGCCACAUACACAGUCGCCGCUGGGCGGAGCUGGCGCCGCUUCCUCCGCUCCGUCCGGUCAAUGCAGCCCACUGACGCUGCCACCGCAAUCACAGCCACUGCAACCAACAAUCACUUCGCUGGCGUCACUCAGCGGCCACUACAAUGCGGCGCCCAACCUGAAUUCAAGCUGCAGCCUAUCAACUGGACUAAGCGCCUACCCUUCACUAAACUCCGCUGCUGCCGCUUCAUUCACGCAGUCGCCCGGCAGUAGUUUCUCCACAUAUCAGCAUCCACACACGACGGCUGAAGGGGCGUCGAGUGGAGUCGAUGCUACAACAGGUCUAAGUAAUGCGGGAGCUACAGGCGCGGGACGACAUGGCGACUUAGGUGUUGGUGUGGCUGGCAGCGGUAGCGCGGGAAUGUCGCACUGGCUGCCAACUGAAACGCAUUUGACAUCUGUAAAGUCGGAGAAUCGCAGUCCGGGUCUAAAUAAUAGCGGCGGCAGUGGUGGCACAUCUAAUGUGAAUGCUGUUGGCGCUGGUAUUGAGACGCAGUCUGGGCUGGGUGGUAGCAACGCUGCACAGUUGGAUGGCGGUAGCGUAAUGACGGGCAAUGGUGGCGUGCCCGCCAACAGCUCUAUCUACAGUUGCUCAUCGGUCGGUGUCAGCGGUUUGAGUGGCAUGGAGAGCAGUGUGGCGGGUAUUGGUACAAACUCCUCCUCCAGCGCUGCCAUGGCGGCGGUGAAUUCAUCAGCUGCAGCAGCAGCUGCGGCGGCCGCAUACGACACCAGUAAACACGAUUAUUACAAUUACUAUAACAGCAUGCAACAGUAUACGCCACCCUUCUACUCCACCUACGGCACACCCUACACAACGGCUGCGGCGCGUGCCGCUACCAAAAUUGAACCCAGUUCGCCGUACUUAACUUCAUCGUACGCCACUGCGGCAAGCAACAACAAUUCCUCACAGCUCUACCCGACCGCUUACGGCUACAACAAUUACGCGCAAUUCGGCACUGCAGCAGCAGCGGCGGCGCAACAGGACUAUAGUGGCUACUACAACGAUCAGUACGGCAACUACUACAACCCAGCCAGCUACUCACCAUACGCCGCCGUCAGCUCGCCCAGUUCCAGUGCUGCCAGUCAUGGCUUUCAUGUGGGCGCUUCCAAUUUGUCCGAGAGUCCCACAGACACGCACUCGACGACACCGGUGUUGCAUGCCACACAUUCACCGCAUUCGCCGCUGCCGAUCUCACCAAAUGCUGCCGCGGCAACGCUUAGCACAAACUCCACGGCGGCCGCGUCGGCGGCACAUGCCAAGAGCACGCCCACCAGCAAGAGUGGGCGCUCGCGUGGAAGACGCCAUCAGCAGCCGAGUCCAACGCGCAGCACCACAUCAGACACACCGAACAGUGAUGCGGCCAAGCCGCCAGAACGCGUCUUCAUCUGGGAUCUGGAUGAGACGAUCAUCAUUUUCCAUACGCUACUCUCCGGUUCCUUCGCCAAUCGCUACACCAAAGACCAAAGCACGUUGCUGACGAUCGCCUUCCGCAUGGAGGAGAUGGUCUUCAACAUGGCCGACACGCAUUUUUUCUUCAACGAAAUCGAGGAAUGUGAUCAGGUGCACAUCGAUGAUGUGUCCUCCGACGACAACGGGCAGGAUCUGAGCAAUUACAAUUUCGCGACGGACGGUUUUCAUUCCGGUGCGCCACCUGGCGCUCCGCCAAAUCUCUGCCUGCCGACCGGCGUGCGUGGCGGCGUCGAUUGGAUGCGCAAACUGGCGUUCAGAUAUCGUAAAAUCAAGGAAAUCUACAACACCUACAGGGGAAAUGUUGGCGGUCUGUUGGGUCCCGAGAAGCGCGACGCAUGGCUACAAAUACGCUCGGACAUCGAGAUGGCCACCGACAAUUGGGCCUCGCUGGCCACCAAGUGUCUGAAUAUGAUUGCGCAACGCGAGAAUUGCGUGAAUGUGUUGGUGACGCAGACACAACUGGCGCCCGCCUUGGCAAAAGUACUGCUCUUCGGGCUCGGCGGCAUCUUUUCCAUUGAAAAUAUCUACAGCGCACACAAGAUCGGCCACGACACCUGCUUCGAGCGCAUUAUGACGCGUUUCGGGCGCAAGGGCACCUAUGUCGUGAUCGGCGAUGGCACGGAAGAGGAGAACGCGGCGAAGACAUACAAUUUCCCCUUCUGGCGCAUAUCGUCGCACAGUGAUAUACGCGCGCUCUACACGGCGCUCGACAUGGGUUUCUUAUGAAAGACGCGCAGCUGCUGCUGGGUAUAUUGCGCGACAAUUACUCUGUAAAAAAUAUGAGUUAAAUGAUGACUAAUCUAAUAUUAACAUUGCUUAACUACUUAACUAAGCGAAAAUCUCUUGCAUGUAAAUUAAAUAUUAUUGUAGCUAAGCAAAUGUACGCACUAAAGAUUAAAAGACUUAAUCAUUGUAUUUAGUAAAAGUAAAGUAUAACUAUUAAAUAAAUUAAUACAUAAAAUAAACUAAAAUAAAUAUGAAAUUUUGAAAACAGAGAGAAAAAACAAAAAUUUAUUUGUUGCCUAAAUGCGUCUCGAACAGACAAAACUUAGAGAAAGUGUGAAAAAAUGUCUCUUCUAAUUUGUAUUAUAUUUAUUGAAAUUAUGCCUACACUAAACUUCCUAGCCUAAGCUAAGUCUACAGUUUAACUAAAAUAGUAAUAAAAUUAUUUUUAAUGUCAAUAUUUUGUUGUUAAUUCAACUACUUAAAACGUCUAUGAUAUUGGGUCGUUCACCAAGUAAUUUCGUUUGAUGACAACAGCUGAACUUAUCGAGUUUGUGCCGCAGCCAACUUCGCACUUAAACGAUAUAACGUUAAAUAUUUGAACAGCUGAUAUAGCAAAGUUUGUGUGCAAAGAAAUUUAAUAAAUUUUUUGAUAUAAUUUUUGUUUUGAAUUUCGAAGAUUGAAGUUCGAAAUCAACAUUAUUGGCAUGUCUAACUCUUUUACUAUAAAAAAAGGUUAAAAUGCAGUUCAAGCAAUGCGAAAAUUAUGUGAUGUGUACGGAACGCCAAUGGUGUAGAUUGAAUGCCAGGCCAAAAUUGGUUUGCAAAAUUUCGAUCCACCAAAUAUCGAUCUUGAAUGAUCUUAUGUUAUCAACAACGACUUUAAAACACCUUCCGGGACAUGGAUGCAGUGUUGGCAGGUCUUUAGAAGCCGUUGUUGGUAACAUAGUCGUUAGUUGACGCAAAUCGUCGAAUAAA
Messenger RNA from Bactrocera tryoni, 4574 nucleotides. Its product is annotated as developmental protein eyes absent-like. Bases 1152 to 3599 code for a protein of 815 amino acids. Gene Ontology annotation, molecular function: protein tyrosine phosphatase activity. Gene Ontology annotation, biological process: cell differentiation; positive regulation of DNA repair; multicellular organism development. The record is from RefSeq and is a predicted model, not a curated record. NCBI's taxonomy places the organism in Eukaryota, Metazoa, Arthropoda, Insecta, Diptera, Tephritidae. The transcript is spliced from 5 exons. Gene Ontology annotation, cellular component: nucleus.